Messenger RNA from Choloepus didactylus (southern two-toed sloth), 2217 nucleotides. It is a transcript of the gene NUDT19, whose product is annotated as nudix hydrolase 19. Gene Ontology annotation, molecular function: hydrolase activity, acting on acid anhydrides, in phosphorus-containing anhydrides. Bases 198 to 1325 code for a protein of 375 amino acids. The transcript has 3 exons. The record is from RefSeq and is a predicted model, not a curated record. NCBI's taxonomy places the organism in Eukaryota, Metazoa, Chordata, Mammalia, Pilosa, Megalonychidae. Gene Ontology annotation, cellular component: mitochondrion.
AAAGGGCGAAAGACCCAAGUUCGCCGAGCGAGCAGCGGGUGCGCAUCUUGCCCGCAGUAAGUCCACCGAGGUUAGGGCCUCGGUCCUCAAGGCCGGGAAGGCCGCCGGGGGCGCUGGGAUCUGCGUGACGCCAGGAACCGUGUCCGGGAACUCCUGCCGCGCCAGAACCAAGAGGCGAGGAGCCGCGCGCCACCGCCAUGAGCGUCCCCUUGCGGCCGGGCCCCAGCAACUGGCGGCGGGCGGCCACUAUGGUGCUGGCGGCCGGCUGGGCGCGCCCGGGCCCCGCCACCCCGUCGCCGCCGGCCGCGGGCUUCCGGCUGCUGCUGCUGCGGCGCUCCCCGCACCAGGGUUUCCUGCCGGGCGCGUACGUCUUCCCGGGCGGCAUACUGGAAGCGGCCGACCGCUCGGCCGACUGGCGGGGCCUCUUCGAGCCGCACCACAGGCCGCCCCGCUUCGGCCUGGGCCCCGCGCCGCUCCCGCGCGCAGCCUUUCCCGCGCUGCCGGACCCCAGCCCCGACGCCGCCGACGGGGUCCCUGGGGCGCUGCCGGAUGACGUGGCCUUCCGCAUCUGCGCCAUCCGCGAGACCUUCGAGGAGGCAGGCGUGCUGCUGCUGCGGCCCCGCGGAGCCCUCCCGGCCCCCGGGUCCGGGCCAGAGCCGGACCGCGCGCUGGAGCCGCCUCCCGGCCUGGCCGACUGGCGCGCCCGCGUCCGCAGCGACCCUCGCCACUUCCUACACCUGUGCGCGCACCUGGACUGCACGCCCGACAUCUGGGCGCUGCAUGACUGGAGCGCCUGGCUCACGCCCUUCGUGCGAACCGGCGGCCGCCGCUUCGACACGGCCUUCUUCCUGUGCUGCCUGCUGGAGGCGCCGUCCGUCUGCCCGGACUUGACCGAGGUGGUGGACUGCCAGUGGUCAUCGCCAUCAGAGGCAACUGAAAAUUUCAUAUCAAAAGAAAUUUGGUUGGCACCUCCACAGUUCUAUGAAAUAAGAAGACUUGAAAACUUUGCCUCUCUUUCUGACUUGCACAAAUUUUGUUUGGAUCGUGCAGUCGAAGGGAGGGAAAGAUGGAUGCCCAUCACAAUGUUAACUGCUGAUGGGAUGCUCCAGCUUUUACCAGGUGAUGAGCUCUACUUGGAAGAUUCAGACUAUUUAGAAAAACAUUUAUUCACUGAAAAAAAGAUUGAAGAAAUCAUGAAAGAAGGCAAGAAAUUUCACCGACUAGUGUUGCAUGAUCGCCAUCUUUAUAGUCUUUAUGUGACUGUUGAGUCAAAAUACAAACAAGUUUAUCCUAAGUCAUAUGUCAUGGGUAAGAGCCACUUGUAGAGGCUGCUUGUUUGCAAACUGGCAUAUUUGAAGUAGUCCUAAUGAAUAACGAGAGUUGACCAGACUUGUUUGAAACUGAAGGAACUUCAUGCCUGUGAAAGUUAUGUUCACUUAUUUCACUUAUUUCAAGUGAAUUAUUGUGUCUUGCUUAUUUUAUUCUUUAAACCUUUCAGUAUGCCACCAAUAUGAAGUAUUAAUGCUCUUGUUACCAACUUGAGAAAAAUUUCACAGUGGUUCCACUUUUAGAUUGUUUUAUUAUCUCAAAAGUUCAAAUAAGAUGCCUACUGUCUUUGCUUUUCUAACUAUCCACAGUAUUAGCACUUUCCCUGAUGUGCUUAGCAGGGUGAUCCACGAAUUCCAUAGACUUUCUGCUGGAAUUAAUUUAAGGGUGCCAUGAUUAGGUGGUAAAAUAGACUUGAAACAACCUUCAAGUGAUAGUCAUUUUCUUGCUAUAUCUUUAGCUUUGAUGGUUAAAAUACAAUUCUGUUUAAAACCAAAAUGGCAUUAUCUGUUCCCCAGAUUGAAAUCUAUUUUAGUUAAUAUUUUAAUGAAAUAUGAAGCUACUUACCAAUUUAACAAAAACCAUAAUUAUUUUUACUCUGAAGUGCUAAUUAAUAAAUGCAAAGUAUUUAGAGAAAUGUAGUACUAGUCAUCAUUUAAAGGUUAGUGAUGUUUAUUUUCAGUAUGUCUAAUACUAUGUGGAAAGUUUUUCACCUCUUGAAAGAGGAAUAAUGUUUGUUGAUUAAAGGUGGGAAAUGAUGAGUAAGGCACCUUCUAUUUCAAGAUCUUUGACUAUAUUGUACAUUAUACAAUGAAUUUCAUUUUUCAUGAAAAGUGUUAGUUUUCUAACUGUAAAAUAGUAAUAACGAUAAAUAAAGUGAAAUAAAGCUUG